AAUAGUAGGAACAUUUAAUUUGUGUUUCUUAUUUUUUUUUUUAGAGAUUUUUAAGGUUUUGCAUUCUACAUAAUUCUGUACUUUCUUCGAUAUGGAUCGAUCUACAAUUAUUAGUUUUUUGAAACCCUGCCCACACUGUGCACGCACUUUUGAUUCAUAUUCGCUGAAACGCCACGUUGCUAUAUGUUUGAAGGCCUCGAAGAAACGAGAAGUUUUCGACUCGAUCAAACAGCGAUGGAAAAACGACAAAGAAGACUAUAAAUUUACGCGUGUUGAAAAACCGAUGGCACGUCCCAACAAUAAAAAGGAACAGGUGGUGAUGGAGCAAAAGAAGGAUAAGAAGGAAACGAAGGUGGAAAAUAAUGUGGUGACACCAAGGCCUGAAGUUCAGAAUAAGAAGAAGCAAGUGGCCAAUAAGAAGGAGAAGCCUGCUAAUCAGGAUGGAAAUAAACAAGAGGUGAAAAUGAAGAUGAUCGUGGUCCAAUUACAAAUGGUGCCAUCCCAAAAGGAUAAACGCGUGCAAGCUUUGAGCAAGUCCUCGCUGAUGCGCAUGAACAUAGAUCCUGCCGAAAUUAUCCGCUUGGCACGGACAUCGUUGCGAUCUUCGCCUUUAUCGGCGCGAGUUUCGCCGUCAUCAAUGGGAUCGCCGCCAUCGACGGAUCGAUCUUCAACGAUAUUCGUGCGAUCAUCGCCGUCAACAGAGCGAUCUUCGCCGCCCAAGUCGGAGCCGCCGUUGGUCAGUCGCCGCCUUGUUCCAAACUUUUACAACAAAGCGUUACAAACCUGCGUCCAUUGCGGUCGCAGCUUCAAUGAAAAGGCUUACGAUUCACACGUGGCAUGGUGCGGGGAGAAGCACAGCGGUACGAAAUUUGAUACAACUUUUCAAACUACCACGAUCGGCAAUGAAGAGGCCAAGCAGCGCAUGAAUCGCCGCAUAAACUACAAGCCGCCAUUGCCCAAAUCGGCAAGAAAAUAGAAAGCUUGCAACAUUAUUGCAACUUUCGCCAGAAAUGCCAGCAAAAUUCCUAGUUUUAGUCUAAGGACAAAUGCAACUAUUUUAUUUGAUAUUACUUGUUUAAUAAACCAAAAUUUACGAAGCGCUCUCAG
This is a messenger RNA of Drosophila nasuta, 1107 nucleotides long. RefSeq lists its product as uncharacterized. The transcript is spliced from 2 exons. Bases 92 to 976 code for a protein of 294 amino acids. The record is from RefSeq and is a predicted model, not a curated record. Lineage: Eukaryota; Metazoa; Arthropoda; Insecta; Diptera; Drosophilidae.